Messenger RNA from Echinostoma caproni, 711 nucleotides. NCBI's taxonomy places the organism in Eukaryota, Metazoa, Platyhelminthes, Trematoda, Plagiorchiida, Echinostomatidae. The record is from the annotation of a GenBank genome assembly.
AUGUCUUACGUGAAGGCUACCUGCUCUUGUCUGGAAUUAGCCAUUGAAGGAGAGCGACUCUGUCGUGCUGGCGAGCUUCAAGAUGGUAUCUCUUGUUUUCAUUCCGCAUUGUCUCGUGGUACUACUGAUUUGCGGUGUCUCUCGGCCAUUUAUUGUCAACUUGGCAACGCAUAUUUCUGGAGAGAAAACUAUGCAGACGCUCUUGAGUACCAUAGACUGGAUCUCGCUCUGGCACGAAGCACCGGUGUUAUAAUGAAUGAAGCUCAAGCUAGCGGAAAUUUAGGAAACACAUUGAAGAUGUUAGGAAAAUACGACAAGGCUGUCGUAUGUUUCAAUCGCCAGCUGGAUCUAGCUCGUCAAUUGGAGGACAAGCAACUGGAAGCUCGGGCUCUGUACAAUUUGGGCAGUGUUUUUCAUGCCAAAGGCAAACAAUGGGCCCGUCAAGUCGGUCAAUCAGAUCCCGGGGAGUUUCCUACCGAAGCAGCUGAGGCCCAACGUAAAGCAUUGGACUACUUCACUCAAAAUUUGACUUUGGUUCGCGAAUUGGGUGAUCGUCCGGCUGAAGGUCGUGUUUAUGGGAAUUUGGGUAAUACACACUAUCUGUUGGGACACUUUCACAAGGCAGUGGAAUGUCAUCAAGAGGUAAGUUGCGCACUUCUCCUAUGUGCUUAUCUUUCUGUCCGCAUGUUUACAACCCUUGUUCGGUCUUGA